Ogataea parapolymorpha DL-1 is the source of this 627-nucleotide messenger RNA. RefSeq lists its product as uncharacterized. Gene Ontology annotation, molecular function: protein-lysine-acetyltransferase activity. The transcript has a single exon. NCBI's taxonomy places the organism in Eukaryota, Fungi, Ascomycota, Pichiomycetes, Pichiales, Pichiaceae. Gene Ontology annotation, biological process: mitotic sister chromatid cohesion. Bases 1 to 627 code for a protein of 208 amino acids. Gene Ontology annotation, cellular component: nucleus; chromatin. The record is from RefSeq and is a predicted model, not a curated record.
AUGUCGUAUAUGCAGCACAUGAAAUCCGAUCGCCAAUUGCAUGAUAAGUAUCAUCGGCGCGCUAUCGAAGGAAUAGAGCUUGGCCCAACCAACCCCCUGCUUUGGAACUUGAUUGAACAGCAUCAAUUGAAAUCUGGAGUUGAUGGAAAGAUAGUAGAGGUAAACUCUGAGUCGCCUAAAGAGAUUUCUGUCGCCAAAGAAUUCCUUGAUAUUGUCAACAACAUUUUGAGUGCCCCCCAAGAUAAUAGGGACUGGUCUUCUGACCCGAAUAGAGGCAAGGUGUUUAUGUUCGUGAUCAGAAAUAAGGCAGUUGGGAUUUGUUCGACUGAACGAAUAAGCGAGGGAAAGUGGAUGGUUUAUGAUACAGGAGAACUAGUGCCAAAACAAAAAAUACCUUUGGCUAUCGGGAUUUCGCGAAUAUACGUGAGUCACAAAUACAGAAGAAUGGGUAUAGGGCUUCGUCUUUUGUUCGCCGUUCAACAACAUAGUAUAUAUGGUUUGACGCUUACAAAAUAUCAAAUUGGCUGGAGUCAGCCAAGCGAGUUUGGAGGCAAACUUGCUCUUUCAUUCAAUGGCGUGAAGCACAAAUCAGGCAAAAUGCUGAUACCCAUCUAUGAGGAACGAUAG